Molecule: messenger RNA, 4726 nt
Organism: Anolis sagrei ordinatus
Lineage: Eukaryota; Metazoa; Chordata; Lepidosauria; Squamata; Anolidae
Gene: IQSEC3
Product: IQ motif and Sec7 domain ArfGEF 3
Biological process (GO): regulation of ARF protein signal transduction; actin cytoskeleton organization
Molecular function (GO): guanyl-nucleotide exchange factor activity; protein binding
Source: RefSeq, a predicted model, not a curated record
GCCGCUGCUUCUGCGCGCGUGGAAGGAAGGAAGGAAGGCAGGCAGGCAGGCAGAGAGGGAGAGGGGCGCGAGGGGAAAGGCGCGCGGCGGAGGCUCCGGCUCUGGCUCUUCUCUCUUUGGCCCCAAGGAAGCCUCCUUCCGAGCCCGCAAAGGAGCCAGGGGAAGAAGAAGGAGAAGAAGGAGAAGAAGAGGAAGGGGUGAGGGGCGCGCGGGGCGGGCCGCGGGGCAUGGAGAGCCUGCUGGAGAACCCGGUGCGCGCCGUGCUCUACCUGAAGGAGCUGACGGCCAUCGUCCAGAACCAGCAGAGCCUCAUCCACACCCAGCGGCAGCGCAUCGACGAGCUGGAGCGGCGCCUGGACGAGCUGGGCGCCGAGAACCGCAGCCUCCGCGACCAAGUCACAGGCGAGAGCCCCAAGCAGCAGCCACCGCCGCCGCCGCAGAAGCCGCAGAAGCCUCCCCCGCCGCCUCCGCCGCCUCGGUUGACGCCGUGCACGGUGCCUCCUCCUCCGCUGCCUCCUCCUCCGCCUCCUCUUCCUCCUCAGGGCCAAGAACAGCAGCAAGAACAGCAGCAGCAGCAGCAGGAAGCCCCGCCGCCCGGGCAGCCCGUUCAGCACCAAGAACAGCUCCCGGCCCCGCAAGCCAGCAGCAGCAAGCAGGCUCAGGCCGGCGCGGGCCCCAGCGGGAGCAGCAGCAGCCGGCCCUCGGCCCCUUCGCAGCCCCACCAGCACCACCACCACCAUCAUCCCCCGCCCGAGAGGAGCGGCUGCCCGGCCCUCCUCCAGCACAAGAGCCCCCAGGCCCUGGGCAAAGGCGUCCUGGCCAGGAGACCGGAGAAUGAGACUGUUUUGCACCAAUUCUGCUGCCCUGCAGCUGAUGCUGAGCAGAAGCCUUCAUCUGCAGACUCUUCUCCAAGUGAUGAUCCCUGCGGUUCAGCCAGCAAGAAACCCGGGUGUGACACGGAGGAUCCGAAGGAGGCCGGCAGACACAGUGGCCAGGAAGGCAGGUCCGACACCUUGAAGUUAAAAGCCCAGCAUGCGGAGCUGCAGGAAGAGCAGGCAGCGGGGUGCUCCCUUUUGGUGCAGAAGGCCAGCCUCCACCACACGGGUUCCCCCGUGAGAGGGCAGCGCAGCAAAGGGGCAGCCACCUGUUCCCAUGCCGCGGCCUCUGAUUAUGAGCUCUCCCUUGACUUAAAGAAUAAACAGAUCGAAAUGCUAGAGCACAAAUACGGAGGCCACCUGGUCUCUCGGAGGGCAGCCUGCACUAUCCAGACUGCCUUCCGUCAGUACCAGCUCAGCAAAAACUUUGAGAAGAUACGGAAUUCACUUCUGGAGAGCCGCAUGCCCCGGCGGAUUUCACUGAGAAAAGUACGAGUCCAGAACUCUGAAAGUUUCUCUGCUGAGAAAGCCCUGGUGGAAGGAUACAAUUUUGUUGGCAUCCCCUUAGUGAGAUCUCCAUCCCUACCAGCCACUAUCAGUGGAGCACUAACUGAACUGGAGGACUCUUUUACUGAGCAAGUCCAAUCUUUGGCCAAAUCUAUAGAUGAUGCCCUCAGCACAUGGAGCCUGAAGACUAUGUGUUCCCUUCAAGAUGGCAGCUCCUAUCAGAUAAGGGAGGCAUUCGGUUCAAUGCAGCCAAACCAAGACCUGGAAGCUGAACUGAAGGACCAACAGAAAGAGGAAGGUUUGCUGCCUGAUACACUGCCAAAGAGCAGCAGCACUCUCAUGAUGGCCUUCAGGGAUGUCACCGUCCAGAUUGAUAACAAGAACAUCUCGGUCUCCUCAUCUACCUCGGUGUCUAUGGCCAACUGCCUUGCCAACAACACCCAGGCUGGGAUUACUCAAGCUGCCAAAAUAGAAGAAAUCCCAGAGGAAGUGGGGAAAGAGGGCCAAGAACCUCAGGCUGUCCCAGAAGGGCAACCAGAUCCCGAAAUUCUCCAGAAUAGUCAUACAGAAACAGAGGAGAACAUCAACACCAAUGGCUUGGGAGGAGGAGACACAGAGCCAGAACAAAUGAUGGUGCAGAAGCUUGACUUUAGUUCUAACAUUGAGACGGGACAGAACAAAGCCUCCGAGGUUGAAAAUGUGGACAAUUCAGAGCAGCUGAGCAGCAGCAGCACCUCCACCUCAGCCAAGUCAGCCUCAGAGUUAUCCUCAAAGGAAGCCCUGCAGGCCAUGAUUUUGAGCCUUCCACGGUACCACUGUGAGAACCCAGCCAGUUGCAAAUCCCCAACUCUUUCUACAGACACCAUGAGGAAGAGGCUAUAUCGCAUUGGACUAAAUCUCUUUAACAUAAAUCCAGAUAAGGGGAUUCAGUUCCUGAUCUCUCGAGGGUUCAUCCCAGAUACUCCAAUCGGAGUGGCACAUUUUCUGUUGCAGCGCAAGGGUCUUAGUCGACAGAUGAUUGGGGAGUUUUUAGGAAACAGCAAGAAACAAUUCAACCGGGACGUUCUAGACUGCGUGGUAGAUGAGAUGGACUUCUCUGGCAUGGAGCUAGAUGAAGCUUUGCGGAAAUUUCAAGCCCACAUCCGGGUGCAAGGAGAAGCCCAGAAGGUGGAGCGACUGAUUGAAGCCUUCAGCCAGAGAUAUUGCAUGUGUAACCCAGAUGUGGUCCAGCAGUUUCAUAACCCAGACACCAUUUUCAUCUUGGCUUUUGCCAUCAUCCUUCUCAACACAGAUAUGUAUAGCCCAAACAUCAAACCUGACAGGAAGAUGAUGCUGGAGGACUUUAUUCGAAACUUGCGGGGUGUGGAUGAUGGAGCUGAUAUUCCUCGAGACUUGGUGGUGGGGAUUUAUGAGAGGAUCCAGCAAAGAGAACUUAAAUCCAAUGAGGAUCAUGUAACCUAUGUCACCAAAGUGGAAAAAUCAAUUGUGGGCAUGAAAACGGUCCUAUCAGUGCCACAUCGUCGGUUAGUCUGCUGCAGUCGUCUUUAUGAAGUGACAGAUGUCAACAAAGUGCAGAAGCAGGCUGCUCACCAGAGGGAGGUUUUCCUCUUCAAUGACUUGUUGGUGAUUCUCAAGCUUUGCCCCAAGAAGAAAAGCUCCUCCACUUACACGUUUUGCAAGUCAGUCGGUCUGUUAGGAAUGCAGUUCCAUCUCUUUGAGAAUGAAUACUAUCCCUAUGGCAUCACCUUGGUGACUCCAGUUUCAGGCUCAGAGAAGAAACAGGUACUUCAUUUCUGUGCUCUGGGUGCAGAGGAAAUGCAGAAAUUUGUGGAAGACCUAAAAGAGUCAAUAGCAGAGGUGAUGGAGCUAGAGCAGAUCCGAAUUGAAUGUAAGGCUCCCGGCGUGGUCCAGACUCCAUGCAGUCAUUCUGUCUGGGAGCUGGAGAAGCAACAUGGAGCAAAGACUAUCACUUUAAGGACUAAUGGCGCUCAAAUGGAAAUGCAAUCCAAGCAAGGAUCUCCAACAGGCAAAAAAGAUUUGGGAGAGAAGGUCCCGGACAACACAGUGGAGGUGUCAAUUCACAACAGGCUUCAAACGUACCAGCACAACUCUGUCCCGGGGCUCGAGAGUGGAAUGCAGCCCAGCACGCUUCCUAACAUGCCACGGGAGAGGCUGGAGACAGCAUUGGUGCCCUCUUACCCUGCCUCGGCAGGGACACUUGUACAGUGCCAGCAGAUUGUCAAAGUCAUAGUCUUGGACAAACCAUGCCUCGCUCGCAUGGAGCCGGCCCUCAACCAGACUCUGACACGCUACGUCUCCUCCGAUUCUUGCAACUCCACCCCCUUGCGUGUACUAGGCAGCGGGCUCCAAGGCACCCCGGUGAAAAUCAUCCAUCAGCCCCCGCUUCCGCCUCCGCCACCACCCUACAACCACCCCCACCAGACCUGUCCCCCCAGCUCCUUGCUUCAGAGACGCAGGUACUCCAGUGGCUCACGCAGUCUAGUGUAGCAGCGCCACCAGCACUAGCCAAAUAGCACAGACUUACCCUUGGGACCCUUUUCUGUCUUCAAAGAAAAUCUAGUUUGUGAUUUAUGGUAUUUUUUAGUAAAACGAAACAAACAGAGAAAGAGAGAGGGUGACAGAGGAAGAACAAAAAGCAUUUUAGUAAUAAUGAAAUUACAGUAUGUGCUAUGAACAUACCUAACUCUUCACCGUCUCUCCUGAAAUGAUUCUUUUUGCAAGGAGCCAGACCUGUAGAAAUUGCGUGACUGCUUCAGAACAUGUUUGCUGCCCAAUCCUCCACCCUUUUAGCUGCACACAAGCACCUUUCUUCCUCCUGAGGCAUAUGGUCAUGCUCUUCUCCCCUACCUCUGAUGAGCUUUAUCGUCCUUGGCUUCCUUUGCUUUGCAUCUUCAGAUCCUCUGUCUAGCGCUUUCCUUACCUCUCACACAUCCCUGUUUUAUCACCAUUACCAAACUCCACCGGUUUCUGACCAAACCAAACCUGACUGACUUUUGGGGGGCAUUGACUUUGUUAGUUCACCUUUGUGGGGCUGAGGAGCCGCUGCUUUUGCUGCCAAACCCACCACUGCAGCUUGCUCAAUUGGAGCUGAAAAUGUGUGCCACUCAUCACACAUCCUACUCAUUGCCUUCUUGGGGGUACUCUCAUGGCAAGAUGAAUGGAGGGGAAAUUGGGAGGAAGAAGAAGGAAGAGGAGGAGGGUGCUGCUCCCCACUCAGCAGCCAAACACAAAGAUGGCCUCCUCACUUUGGACAUCGACAUUCUGCGUCGUAAUGAGAAAGCUUUGCUGGAUGUCAACAGAAAUACACCACUUGUAAAUACUCA